Molecule: messenger RNA, 1518 nt
Organism: Teleopsis dalmanni
Lineage: Eukaryota; Metazoa; Arthropoda; Insecta; Diptera; Diopsidae
Exons: 2
Coding region: 166-1065 (299 amino acids)
Source: RefSeq, a predicted model, not a curated record
UGUUUGCUUCUGUAUAUUGAAGUCAGCAAAUCUUUAAUUAUUUGAAAAAUUUGGUGAGCGUCGGGUGAGCGAAGAUCGCGGGAAAAGUUAUUAAAUAAUAAAAAAAGUGAAAUUUGGAAAAAAGUGGUAAAAGCAAUUAUUUUGUUUGUGAAUAAAAAUAUUAAAAUGAAUUUUCCGCAUAAUAAUAUUUAUAAGGAAUUGAUUGAAGACUUCAAAAGCGAACGCUGUUUGUGGGAAGUUAAAAGUGAUGCAUACAAAAAUAAAUAUUUAAAAACGCAGGCUUGGAAUAAGUUAUUGCAAAGGUACAAAAAAACUUUUCCAGAUGCCACAUUAGAAGAUUUAAAAAAAAAGAUUAAUGGUAUGAGGAACUGCUACAGGCGAGAAUUAAAUAAAGUAAAAAAAAGUGCAAAGUCUAGUGUUGGUGCGGAAAAUUUGUAUGUGCCAUCUUUAUGGUAUUAUAAAGAUCUACAAUUUUUACAAGAGCAUAAGUGCCAAUUCGCAGAUCUAAGUACUUCUGAUGUUGAGGAUGUGGAAGAUAAGGCUACUUAUGAACCACCACGUAAAAAGAAAAUGCAUCACACAAAUUUUUUAGCAAAAGCACAAGAUAAAAAUACUAUAAAAGACGAUGCUGACAUUUAUGGACAAUCUUGGGCAGUAACAUACCGCAAAUUAUCAUCUGAACAACAAGUACUCGCCAAGCUAGGAAUAGAGAAGCUGCUCGCGGAAGGACAAAUGAACAAACUGACUUACGAGUCAGUAGCAUAUAUUGGAAUUCCUCCAGAAACAACAGCACCACCAUUGCAUUAUAGCAAUGCUGCAACACCAUACAAAGACCCACUUGUGCAGAAACAAGUUCGAAUUACACCUUCGCCAUACUCAAGCUACACUUCCAGUCCGGCAAUGAGUCCAAUAGGGGUGUAUAUUAAUUCAAGUAGCCCUUCAAUGAGUCCCUCAAAAUUAAAUGCUCAACAGCAACAAAAUGAAUAUGAAGAAACUGUGACAACAUCGUACCCAAUUAGUAUACGCCAGAAUUCGGUGGAAAGGAGUUACAAGUCCUCUGAUUAACUAUUUACUAACACAGAUUUUGCUAAACGCAGCAAAUAUUCCAAUUAUAUUUUAAAAUUUGAUUACUUUUAUAUUUUAUUAAAAUUUGAUUAAUUAAGACAAUAAAAAACUGAUUUACCUGAAUAUAUUCUUCUAAUGUUGUGCUUAUGGCAUCGCAGGUUUCAAUAACUAUAUUACUUAAAUUAUAUCGCAGUCAACAACGUCAAGUCCUGAAAAGUUCCCCCAAAGCCAAAAAUCGCAAGGUUACGAAUAGUCUCUCAUGGGGCGAAAUAGCUUAUCUGAUGAAUUAAUGAUGAAUGAUUUAGGUAGUGAUGCCAAGUUAUUCUUAAGCAACCAGAAGUUGUUCUAUUGGAGCAUUCAUGUCAAAAGUAUACACCUUAUGUUAAACCCUCUGUUGAAAUUACAUACUUUUCAAAACAAAUCAUAACUUAUAUCGAUCACAAAUGAUAAUGA